This is a messenger RNA of Hevea brasiliensis (rubber tree), 2481 nucleotides long. RefSeq lists its product as uncharacterized. The coding region runs from base 1 to 2481 and encodes 826 amino acids. The transcript is spliced from 7 exons. Lineage: Eukaryota; Viridiplantae; Streptophyta; Magnoliopsida; Malpighiales; Euphorbiaceae. The record is from RefSeq and is a predicted model, not a curated record.
AUGGGAUCAGAUCGGAGAUGGAUGUAUGCUAGGUUAAAAGAUGGUCUAUUGACCUCAGAAUUCAUAGAAGGUAUUGAACAAUUCAUAACAUUUGCUAAGCAACAUCCAGAGUGGAUGGAUGGGGAUAAACUGAAGUGUCCAUGUAAUCAUCGAAAGUGUCAGAAUCGUAAUUAUGCUGAUGAGAAUACAAUUCGGUUACAUUUGAUGAAGCAUGGAUUUGUGCCAUAUUAUUAUAAAUGGAUUCUACAUGGGGAACCCCGCACAAGUAAUAUUGAUAGUCAAAACAUAAAUGUUAUGAUAGCUGAGUCUGUUCAAGAGGUUGAUAAUAGCACAAGCAAUACCUAUGAGCAAAUGAGAUUGCAAAGAUUAUAUGCUUCGAAUGCAACAGCAAAAGAAAUGAGAUGGCAUGCUGAGCAUGACCAUGAAGAUGGGGUAAUGUGUCAUUGUUCAGAUGCAACUACAUGGAAGCAUUUUAAUAAAACACAUCCUUCAUUUGCUGCUGAGGUUCGGAAUGAAGAGUAUAUGUUCCUAACGGUACUAGUUCCUGGUCCGAGAAACCCAAAAGACAAAUUGGAUGUGUACUUACAGCCCCUUAUUGCAGAGUUGAAACAGUUGUGGGAAGUUGGAGUUGAGACAUAUGAUGCAUCAAAGAAGAAUAAUUUUAAUAUGAGGGUUGCGUUAUUAUGGACAAUAAGUGAUUUCCCUGCAUAUUCAAUGUUAUCCGGUUGGAGCACAGCAGGCAAGACUGCUUGUCCAUAUUGUAGGGACGAUUCAGAUGCAUUCACAUUGACAAAGGGUGGUAAACAAUCAUGGUUUGACAAUCACCAUGAGAAUAACAGUUGCAAAGCAAAAAACACGGGUUGGAAGAGACGGAGCAUUUUUUGGGAUUUGCCAUAUUGGAGUACUAACAUGCUUCGCCACAACUUGGAUGUCAUGCAUAUAGAGAAAAAUGUAUUUGAAAAUAUUUUUAAUACUGUGAUGAAUGUUGAAGGGAAGACGAAGGACAAUGCAAAAUCAAGAGAAGAUUUGAAAGAGUUUUGUCACCGACCUGAGUUAGAGAGGGAUAUGGCAACAGGAAAGUAUCCUAAAGCAUGUUACACAUUAGACAAACAAUCAAAAGCAGUGUUGUGUGAAUGGCUUAAAAAUCUUAGAUUCCCAGAUGGUUAUGUGUCAAACAUGGGUAGGUGUAUAGACAUGAGAAAACUAAAGUUGUUUGGGAUGAAAAGCCAUGAUUGUCAUGUCUUUAUGCAAAGAUUACUCCCAAUAGCAUUUAGGGAAUUGCUUCCAAAAAAUGUGUGGCAAGCAUUGACCGAAUUGAGCAAUUUCUUUAGAGAGUUAACUUCAACAACACUUAGAGAAGAAGCCAUGUUACAGCUCAAUGAAGAGAUUCCUAUUAUAUUAUGUAAACUAGAGCGUAUAUUCCCUCCAAGUUUCUUUGACUCCAUGGAACAUCUCCCAGUGCAUUUGGCUUAUGAAGCAUGGAUUGCUGGUCCUGUGCAAUAUCGGUGGAUGUAUCCAUUUGAGAGGUACCUUAGGAAGUUAAAAAAUAAUGUGAAAAAUAAAGCCAAAGUGGAAGGUUCCAUAUGCAAUGCAUACUUAGUUGAAGAAGCAUCGUCAUUCUGCGCUCAUUAUUUUGAACCCCAUGUCAACACAAGGCAUCGAAAGGUUCCACGCAAUGAUGAUACAGUCGAACAUAUGGAUGAACAUCUAGCCAAUAAAUCAAUUUUCACUCAUUCCAGCAUUUUUGUUAAUGAGUUACACAUGGCCAAUCCAAAUAUCAAUGAUAAACAAGUUGAUGAGAAACUAGAGCGUGAAUUUGACAAGUGGUUCAAUAAAUAUGUUCACAAUCCCUCCAACAAUAUAUCAAGCCAGUUUUUAAAGGAUCUAUCAAAGGGUCCAUUAAGAAGUGUUAUGUCCUACAAUAGUUAUGUAGUUAAUGGUUAUAAAUUUCACACUAAAAGUCAUGGUUCGCAUAGGGCAACGAUGAACAGUGGGGUAUGCAUUAAGGGGACUAAUUAUAGUAUUGACGAGAGUGACUACUAUGGACAGUUAAUUGAAGUGCUACGAUUGGAGUACACUGGAUUACCAAUCAAAAGAAUUGUAUUGUUUAAAUGUGAUUGGUUUGAUCCAACAAUGAAUGUGGGAACAAAUAUUCAUCCAAAAUAUAAACUUGUGGAUAUUAAUAAAAAAAGAUCUUUCAAUAGAUAUAAACCAUUUGUUCUAGCUAUCCAAGCUGCUCAAGUCAAUUAUUCGAUAUAUCCAAGCUUAACACACGAUAAGGAUGAAUGGUGGGCUAUGUUCAAAAUCAAAGCGAUAUCUGUUAUUGAUCUUCCUAAUCAAGUGAAUGUGACAACCCCCCCUACACGGGAAGAACCAUUUCAAGAAGAUGAAAUGGAAGAUGUUGAAGAUGAAGAAGAGCUUGAGUUGGACUCAGAAAGCGAUGAGGAAUGCGAUGAUGUAUAUGAUAGUGAUACUAAUUAG